Molecule: messenger RNA, 2116 nt
Organism: Anoplophora glabripennis (Asian longhorned beetle)
Lineage: Eukaryota; Metazoa; Arthropoda; Insecta; Coleoptera; Cerambycidae
Product: GTP-binding protein Di-Ras2
Exons: 3
Coding region: 197-787 (196 amino acids)
Biological process (GO): signal transduction
Cellular component (GO): plasma membrane
Molecular function (GO): GDP binding; GTP binding; GTPase activity
Source: RefSeq, a predicted model, not a curated record
UAUUUUUAGACAAAAUUUUGUUGAAAUUUAAACAAUAAUAAAAUAUAUUCAAUUAUUAUUUCCAAAACAAAGUGAUUUUCUUCUAAUUUAAAAAGUGAUGGAUACGCGCCAAUUAAACAUCUUGCAUUCGAAGGACUGUACAAUAUAACCUCAUUAUUUUAAUUCUAACAUAUAUACGUUUUUUAAAAUUUCGAGAAUGCCAGAGCAAAGCAACGAUUACCGUGUCGUGGUUUUUGGGGCCGGAGGCGUGGGGAAAAGUUCGCUCGUUUUGAGAUUCGUUAAAGGAACCUUUAGAGAGAGUUACAUACCGACCAUCGAAGACACAUAUCGACAAGUUAUCAGCUGCAACAAAAAUAUAUGCACUCUCCAAAUCACCGAUACCACCGGCUCGCACCAAUUCCCCGCCAUGCAAAGGUUGUCCAUAAGCAAGGGCCACGCUUUCAUUCUGGUAUACUCAGUGUGCAGUAGACAGAGUCUGGAGGAGCUCCGGCCCAUCUUUGAAGUCAUCAGGGAACUGAAGGGGCCCGAUUUGAGUCAAAUUCCCAUCAUGUUGACUGGAAAUAAAUGUGAUGAGAGUGCUGAGCUGCGUGAGGUUAGUACUUCAGAGGGCCAAGCCCAAGCCGCCGAGUGGGGUGUGAGCUUCAUGGAAACCUCCGCGAAAACCAACCACAACGUCAAACAGCUGUUCCAGGAGCUGUUGAACCUGGAAAAAUCCCGCAACGUGAGCCUCCAGGUGGGAGGUAAGACAAACAACCGGGUGGCUAAGGAUAAAUGUGAUUUAAUGUAAGGGGCACAGUACUGCGACUAUUCAGGUUUGUCAUCCGAGAAACUUGAAUCGUCAUUCGACAAUUUACCUGUGGCGCGUACGACAACGUUCCGGCUUCCAUAGUAGCUUCGAGUCCGGUCAUCGUUAUCCGUACGCGCCGCGUUAUCUUGUUUGAUCAAGCUUUAAGCGCCGGGCAAGUGGGAAGUCUAACCGUCGGUGUACCCUUGUUGACCGUUAUUAUCGAUGAAGUGCCCAUUUGCGGACAAUAUUACCUAAUCUGUGUUUUCGUCCUGUACAUAACCACACUUCCAUCACUUGCUCGGCUCCCGUUGUUUAGGAGUCGGCUGCGUUCCGUUGGCACCUUUCAUCACGCUGGGUUUUUAUAUUUGUGUACUUGGCGCACCUUUUUACUUUACCAUACCUCCCCCCCUGUCUUUCAGUACGAGAUUCCCCUGAGCGCGGCAGUCGGGUCCAUUUCUACCUUCAUUGUAUUGUUACGAAGGCAAUUUCAAUUACAUUAACCAUGUCACAAAUAGCAUAUCAGUAAUGGUAGUUUUCGACAUAGAGCUAGUUACUAACUUCAUAGUUUUAACGUUUAAGGCGGUUCUGUCGGGGCACCUCGCCGGUUUUAUACGUUGAUUGUUGUUGAUCGUUUCCGUUUCGACCAGUGGACCACCCUGUUAAGUGCAGAUUUUUUAUGGCGACGCGCCUCGACGGACGGACAUUUUUUGAAUCUUAGACCGGGUGCUACAGCAAGAAUUGUUCGUGUUAAUAAUAUAUUUGUUAUAUAAUUCAUGCUUAUAGUGUUCACUAUAUGAACUGCAAUUGUGAUCGAUUUAUAUUGGUAUUUAUGCAACGAAGUAUGUUAAAAAUAAAUAAUAAAGUAGCAAAAAAAAUGUACUCGGUAACUCUUUUGACUUCCGCUCUUUAGAAGCUACUCUUAAUCAGAUUUUUUGCGUAAGACCAUGAAGGUUCGCUUCUUCUUAGCCUCUGUUGGGGUAAAAGUUACAGGUUCUUACAACAAUUUGAGAAACAAUAACGAAAAUCUGUAACUCUUAUUUUUAGAACAAAAAAAAAAUUGUUAUUAUAUAGUGAACUUAUGGAUCCAAUUUGUAUACCUGUAGAUGAUUUACUGUUUACUCAGAUGGCCCUUUACGACGCCUCAUUUUUUAUUCCUCUACUUUUCCGCAACUUUUUAAGACUGACUAUACCGGUAGAAUGAACCAAUUAAUUAACGUAAGUAACCGCAUUCCAUUUGGUAGAUGUAGACGGAAUAGAAAAAGGAUAAAUUGUUUUUUUAUCUUUCAUUUAAUCGUGGAUAUACCGGGUGUCCCAUUUUAAUUGAUACAC